This is a messenger RNA of Haemonchus placei, 594 nucleotides long. The record is from the annotation of a GenBank genome assembly. Lineage: Eukaryota; Metazoa; Nematoda; Chromadorea; Rhabditida; Trichostrongylidae.
AUGUCAUCACCGUAUCGUCCCAAACACGUGCGUGUUGAGAAGGAGACUGAGUUGUUCCGUAUUCAUCUCGAGAACACGCUCACCAUGGACUCUCUUACUGGAUGGAUUAAGAAGAUUGUCGAGGUUCCACCAAACAAACGUCCUGCAAAUGUGCUCAAGUUCUUCAUUGAGAACCGAAACCUGUGGGAUGGAAGCAUCGUCAACAGAGCAUUUAAAAAAAUCUUUGAGGAUUUAACUAAAAAGAUAGACGAGGUGCACGAGAGUAAUGUGCAGUACAAACGAAAAAUAUCCGAUCUCGAAACGAAGAUUCUAAUACGUCGUAUAGCGGCAUUGGACGCUAAGAACCUGAGGAAAAAGAUGGAAGAACAACAAGCACCAGCUUCGACUCGUCCACUUAGGCAACGGCAGGCACGUGCACAAGGUAGAGCUCCAACAAGAAGACGUUCACGAUCAGCGGAUGGAGCUUUUUCAAAGAAACAACCUUCGAAAGACGUAGUUCCACAGAAACUGGCGAAGCGUUUUUAUGCAGACGAUAUGAUGCACAAAAUUCCUGCCAAUAGGUUCGACGGCAAAACCAAUGGCUUUAUAAUCUAA